This is a messenger RNA of Drosophila mojavensis, 777 nucleotides long. RefSeq lists its product as uncharacterized. The record is from RefSeq and is a predicted model, not a curated record. The transcript is spliced from 2 exons. Lineage: Eukaryota; Metazoa; Arthropoda; Insecta; Diptera; Drosophilidae. Gene Ontology annotation, molecular function: nucleic acid binding. Bases 1 to 777 code for a protein of 258 amino acids.
AUGGGCAAUCUUCCCGCUGAUCGCUUACAUGGAAAUAGGCCAUUUGAGAUCAGUGGAGUGGACUUUUGCGGUCCAAUACUAGUUUCGCUGGGAAUUCGGGGCAAAUCGCCAGUCAAAAUGUUCGUUGGUCGACGUGGGCUUGUCCGGAAGCUGUACUGCGACAAUGCCACCAAUUUCGUGGGUGCUGCACGCACGCUGGACCUCAAAGCUACGUUCCAUGGCAACACAGCGGACAUGGAAAUGUUUGCUGCGGAGCGGGGCAUGGAGUUUGUAUUCAUCCCUCCUCGAGCACCGCAUUUUGGCGGCCUUUGGGAAGCGGCGGUGAAAUCCGCCAAAGGUUUGCUGCUGAAAGCGAUGGGCAGCGCUCGAUUACGGCAAGACGAGGUGGCCACCGUGCUGGUCGAGGUCGAGGCCGUGCUCAAUUCGCGGCCAAUGGUCGCUCCCAGCAGCAACCCCAACGACGGCGAAGUGCUCACGCCAGGGCACUUCCUGAUAGGGAGCAACGCUCGUGCCGCUGCCAAUCGCGUCCACAGAGCCAGUCGACGACGUCAAGCUGACACUAUUAAAAAGAUGGCAGCUGACAUCCAACAUCAAGCGUCGAUUUUGGAACGACUGGUCAAGGGACUACCUGCUCAGCCUGCAGCAGAAGUCAAAAUGGACGAAGGAGAGACAGAACAUACAGGUCGGAGCAGUCGUGCUCGUGGGAGAGGACAACGCUCCUCCACAACAGUGGAUGCUAGGCGUGGUGACGGAAGCCAUAGUCGGAGGAGAUGGUAG